AUGGCCGGUGGUGCCGUGUCUGCUUCGCUCAGGACCCUCGUGCUCCUUCUCCUGGCCAUCGUCUCUUCUCCCCUCGCCGGGCGGCGCACGGCCGCAGCGCUGUCGACCAAGUACUACGACAAGAAGUGCCCCGGCCUACAACCCGCGGUGCGUUCCGCCAUGGCGCGGGCGGUGGCGGCGGACCCACGCGCGGGGGCGUCCGUGCUCCGCCUCUUCUUCCACGACUGCUUCGUCAACGGCUGCGACGCCUCCGUCCUCCUCGACGACGCGCCCGCCGGCGAGAAGGGCGCGGCGCCCAACGCCAACUCCCUCCGCGGCUUCGACGUCGUGGACGCGGCCAAGGCCGCCGCGGAUUCCGCCUGCGGCGGGCCCGGCACCGUCUCCUGCGCGGACGUGCUCGCGCUGGCCGCCCGCGACGCCGUGUCGCUGCUGGGCGGCCCGUCGUGGGCCGUCCGGCUGGGCCGCCUGGACGCGCGCACCGCCAGCCGCGACGCCGCCGACGCGCUCCUCCCGGGCCCGGCCUCCAACCUGUCGUCCCUCGUCGCCUCGUUCGGCGCCAAGGGCCUGUCGCCGCGCGACAUGACGGCGCUGUCGGGCGCGCACACCGUCGGCAGGGCGCGCUGCGUCACGUUCCGCGGCCGCGUCAGCGGCGGCGGGGACGACGACCCCGCCGCGUCCAUCGACGCCGGCUUCGCCGCGCAGAUGCGCCGGGCGUGUCCGGACGGUGCGGACGGCAACAACGUCGCGCCGCUGGACGCGGUCACCCCUGACAGGUUCGACAACGGGUACUUCCAGGACCUGGUGCAGCGACGGGGGCUGCUGCAUUCCGACCAGCAGCUCUUCGGCGGCGGCGGCGGCGGAUCGUCGCAGGAUGCGUUGGUGAGGAAGUACGCCCGCGAUGGAGCCGCGUUCGCGAGUGACUUCGCCAAGGCGAUGGUGAGGAUGGGUAACCUGGCGCCGGCGCCCGGGACGCCGCUGGAGGUCAGGAUCAACUGCCACAGGCCCAACUAGAACUAGCUAGGCUACACAGAUCGAUGGUGCGGCAUUGUUGCUAGCUACGAAGCUAGUAGCAGACAGUGCAGCGCAUUAGCUCGUAGAUAUACAUAUACAUACAUACAUCUGCCAAAGAUGGUUGUGCAGAAAGCAUAUGCAAUGCAUGAUAGGAUUAUUCGUUCCUGUGUUCAUAUCAUACCCAAGGAAUAAAUAAUUAAGAAAGUGUAGUCACAAGC
Molecule: messenger RNA, 1229 nt
Organism: Sorghum bicolor (sorghum)
Lineage: Eukaryota; Viridiplantae; Streptophyta; Magnoliopsida; Poales; Poaceae
Product: peroxidase P7-like
Exons: 1
Coding region: 1-1011 (336 amino acids)
Biological process (GO): hydrogen peroxide catabolic process; response to oxidative stress
Molecular function (GO): peroxidase activity; heme binding
Source: RefSeq, a predicted model, not a curated record